Messenger RNA from Musa acuminata AAA Group (dessert banana), 816 nucleotides. RefSeq names its product transcription factor bHLH149-like. Gene Ontology annotation, biological process: regulation of DNA-templated transcription. Gene Ontology annotation, molecular function: protein dimerization activity. The coding region runs from base 85 to 639 and encodes 184 amino acids. Lineage: Eukaryota; Viridiplantae; Streptophyta; Magnoliopsida; Zingiberales; Musaceae. The transcript has a single exon. The record is from RefSeq and is a predicted model, not a curated record.
CUCCACCACCGACUCCUCCAUUUCUCUCCUGCCUUUUGCCCUUUCCAAUUCCAAUUCCACCUCCACCUCCACCACCACUCCACAAUGAUCUCUCCCUCUUCUUCCUCGGCAUCAUCAUCUAGGAAGAAGAAGAUGAAGCGAGCGGAAACCAAGUGGCGGACCGCCGCGCAGGAGCGGAUCUACCGCCGACGCCUCCUCGAAGCCCUUCGCGCCACCGCCUCGGGGGCAGGGCCGCGGGCCGUCAAGGAGGCGGCUGACUCGGCCCUCGCCCUCACCGCCCGGGGCAAGUCCCAGUGGAGCCGGGCCAUCCUCCUCGGCCGCUGCCGCCCUCGCCGCAAGCUCCUCCUCAAGGCCGGCGGCAAGGUCCGCCGCGGCCGCCGACGGCCGAGGCUAGCGGCUCCGGUGCCGGUUGCGGCUGCGGCUCCGGCGGGGAAGAAGGUGAGGGACCGGCUGCGGGUGCUGGGCCGGCUUGUGCCCGGGUGCCGGCAGCUGUCGGCGCCGAGCCUUCUGGAGGAGGCGGCCGACUACGUUGCGGCGCUGGAGAUGCAAGUGAAGGCGAUGAGGGCGCUCGCGGACGCGCUCUCGGCGGCGUCGCUGAACGCUGCGGCCGCGGGUGAGGCGGAAAGCCGCGUGGUUUGAUGGACUCCUCUCUGCUUUCUGAUUGUACAUGAUCGAUGUGGGUAUGCUGUGUAUAAUCAAUCAUAAAGUCUAUAUACUACUUGUAUAUGCCCCACACAACAAUGAUGAUGAAUUAGAUAUUGUUGCUUGCAAACUAUCUCAUUACUUAAUAAUUUACUCUACAAAAGUGUUUUAUGU